This is a messenger RNA of Brassica napus (rape), 2544 nucleotides long. RefSeq names its product putative protease Do-like 3, mitochondrial. Gene Ontology annotation, biological process: proteolysis. Gene Ontology annotation, molecular function: protein binding; serine-type endopeptidase activity. Bases 578 to 2425 code for a protein of 615 amino acids. The transcript has 8 exons. Lineage: Eukaryota; Viridiplantae; Streptophyta; Magnoliopsida; Brassicales; Brassicaceae. The record is from RefSeq and is a predicted model, not a curated record.
CACAGUUUUACUUUGACACAACAAUAAAAACUUCAAAGGAAAAAUAAAUGAAAAAGUUUAAUACAUGAUUUAGGGCUAAAUUUCCAAUAUACAACUCAUAAGAUUAUGAUAAAGAAAACAUAAUUAAGAAUAACUUUCUGACAUUUUGAGAACUGUUUAUGUAUUCUGAAUUUAGUUUUGAUAUUAUGCUCACUAACAAAAAAAAUUAUUUCAAAAAAUGUGACGGAAAAAAUAUAUCCAAUAUUCAAAUAACAAAAGUCAUAAAAUAUCUCUUUUCUUAUAACAGAAAAUAUUACAAUAUUUAAUAUUCAUAUAACAAAAUCAGUGAAAAUAUAUAAUAGCAACUAUCCGCGCCUAGUAACUUUAAUAAGUAAAAAUCUUGGAGAACAAGUAUAUCUAAAACUUACCAAUAAAGAACGGAAAUAAACCAUAUAGUUUCGUUCAUUUUCCAUAAUUACCUUAUGGAAAAGUUCCUUGGUGAUAUAUUGCUGCCGGUUUGUGCAAGUAAAUCAUUUAAAACCUACUCGCAAUUGCUUAAACCCUCUUGUACCCUACAAUCAAGCAUCAACUGCUCAAGAUGUACCGCUCUGUCUGUACCAUGUCCAGGUUCUGCUGCAACUCGAGCGGUCUUGUUCCUCGAUUUCUUGUUGUUUGUAACAAUUCUGCCCCGAAGACUGCAACGCUGAGAUACGUUUCGUCUUCUAAUCUGCGCUGUUUUUCUUCGAAGACAUCAACGCCCGCACCAUCUGACACUGCAAAAGAUAAGAUAACCUCGGUGGUGAACAACUUUUCGUUCUCUAGCAUCUUUCAAGGUUGGAUGAAUGGACUUAUUCAACAAGAAAAAGAACAACCCGUUGUAAAUGAAGCGAACAACACAACUCCUUCGGUUACUCAUCAAGAGAAAGAAGAAUCUAGUGUGGAUGAAGCAAAAAACACAACUCCUCCGGUUACUCAUCAAGAGAAAGAAGAAUCUAUUGUGGAUGAAGCAAAAAAGACAACUCCUCCUUCUGCUAUUGAUUUAGCUCUUAACUCAGUGGUUAAGGUCUUCACCGUCUCUAGCAAGCCUAGACUUUUUCAACCUUGGCAGAUUAGUAUGCAGAAUGAAUGCUCUGGCUCUGGAUUUUUAAUAUCGGGAAAGAAGAUUAUUACAAAUGCGCAUGUGGUGGAUAAUCACACAUCGGUUAAAGUACAAAAGCACGGUUCAGCCACCAAGUACAAAGCAAAAGUUCGAAUGAUUGGGCAUGAAUGUGAUUUAGCCAUCUUGGAGGUCGAUAACGAUGAGUUUUGGGAGGGAAUGAACUUUUUGGAGCUUGGAGACGUACCCAAGCUGCAGGAAGAGGUGCACCUUGUUGGCUAUCCUUGUGGUGGUGACAGUAUAUCCGUUACAAAAGGUGUUGUGUCGAGAGUUGAACUAAAAGAAUAUAGUCACAGCUCGACAGAGCUACUCACAGUACAAAUAGAUGCAGCUAUCAAUUCUGGAAAUAGUGGUGGUCCUGUAUUUUUGGGAAACAAAGUGGCUGGUGUAGCAUUUGAAGGUUUGUUCUGGUCCGAUGGUAUUGGUUACAUGAUUCCAACUCCAGUAGUUAAGCACUUUUUAGACUGUGUUGAAGAAAAACAUGUUAGUUUCGGCUCAAUGAAUAUAUCAUAUCAGAUGAUGGGGAAUGCACAAAUUCGUGACUAUUUCAAGAUGAGCAAAGAUAUGACAGGGAUUCUUGUAAACGAAAUAAACCCGCUGUCCGAUGCUUACAACUUUCUGAAAAAGGAUGAUGUUAUUCUGGCCAUUGAUGGUGUUCCUAUAGGAAAUGAUAGUAAAGUUCCGUUUCUUAACCAGGACACCGUAGAUUUCAAGCAUUUGGUCUCUAUGAAGAAACCAUCUGAAACAGCUCUAAUUAAAGUGUUAAGAGAGGGAAAAGAGUGUGAGUUCAACGUCGGUCUAAAACCUGUGAAACCGCUAGUUCCAUUGCAUAAUUUUGACAAGAUGCGAAGUUACUAUAUAUACGGAGGGUUUCUUUUUGUACCUCUAUCCCAACCAUACAUUGAUAGCUCUUAUAUGUGCGAGUGUUCUUCCAAAAAGAUGCCCAAGAAAGCCAGUGAACAGAUAGUAAUCAUUUCUCAGAUCUUAGAGGAUGACAUCAACGCAGGAUACGCCAGUUUUGAAGAUUUGCAGGUGAAGAAAGUGAAUGGAAUCGAAGUGGAUAAUCUGAAGCAUCUAAGUCAAGUCAUAGAGGAGUGUAGCACCGGGUAUUUGAGGCUGGAUUUGGAAAACGAAAAGGUUCUCAUCCUCAAUAAUAAGUUGGCAAGAAAAGCAAAUUCUACGAUCUUGAAAGAACUCAAAAUACCGUCGGCCAUGUCCGAUGACCUUCAACCUAGGCAGGUUAACAGAAGCCGCUUAGUUAGUCCUCGGCAUAGCAAGAAAAAUAAUUAGUUCCGGCCACUAAGUCAGCUUCAGCUGCAGCUUUAUCCAUUCUAGUGUAGUAGGAUUUUAUAAUGUCAUCAAUAGAACAAAAAUUGUUGACUUUUCAUAUUUUUGUGUGCUAGUUUAAG